Messenger RNA from Pangasianodon hypophthalmus (striped catfish), 4257 nucleotides. Its product is annotated as zinc finger protein 235. The transcript is spliced from 3 exons. Gene Ontology annotation, biological process: regulation of transcription by RNA polymerase II. The record is from RefSeq and is a predicted model, not a curated record. NCBI's taxonomy places the organism in Eukaryota, Metazoa, Chordata, Actinopteri, Siluriformes, Pangasiidae. The coding region runs from base 2461 to 3990 and encodes 509 amino acids. Gene Ontology annotation, molecular function: RNA polymerase II cis-regulatory region sequence-specific DNA binding; DNA-binding transcription factor activity, RNA polymerase II-specific.
AAUGAAAAUACAAGCAACUGCAUAAGGUGUUGUAAUAAUGUUAUAACUUGCCAGUUUAUUAGGUACACCUACCUUGCGACUACAUACAGUCUAUGGGGCUGUAGCCCAUUUGUUACUAUACAUACCUCACCCCUUUCUACUGCAGAUAUAAUCCAGUACAGAUACGCUUAACAGAUCAUUUUUAAAGAAAGUAUGUCAGAAAUGUUCACAGAGUAACUGAUUGAGAUUGGAGCGUACAUUUACAUGAACAGCGUUUGGCAGACGCCCUUAUCUAGAGCGACUUUCAGAAGUGCUUCGUAGUCUCCAUCAAAAACACACAAUCAUGCUAGUUCACUAGGUCAGGGACUAAAAAUGACAGAAAGAAAAAACAUGUUGGGGAGGUUAAUACAGUAUGAAAAGAAAACAAACCAGACAAGAUAUUUAAAAAAAUUACAGAUUAACAAAGUGCUAAUACAAGGGCUUGGUGAAGAGAUAAAGUCUUUAUUCUUCAUUUGAAGACAGCCAGGGGAAGUUCAUACUACCACCAGUGUGCCAGGACAGACAAGAGUCUUGAUGCAGGUCUUCCUUCUACCUUGAGAGGGAUCAUGGUAUGUAGCCGGGUGUGAUGGGUGCCUUAAGGUAGGCAUCAGUGGUUUAAAUGCUACAGGAAGCCAGUGGAGCGAGCGUAGCAAUGGGGGUGGUAUGCGAGAACUUGGGGAGGUGGAAAACAAGUGAUGCAGCUACAUUCUGGAUCCAUUGCAGGAGAUGGAUGACGUGUGCAUCCGGAAUGUGACAUAACAAAAAUGUCACGCGAAUGUGAGAGAGCAGUCAAACAUGAAGCUCGCAGAAAAAGAAAAAGACUAUGUUCAUUAAAAUGAGAUGCAUUUACAGCAAUCAUUCAUUCAUCCUUAGUAACUGCCUGGUCACAAUGGUUUUAGGCUACUGGUUUGUUUAUAUUUUCGGAAAUCGAACCAGCUAAAUUUGUUAGAAAAUAUUGUGGGCAGAUACAAACAAAAUUAAUAACUGCACGAGCGGGAUUAAUAAAACAUUCCCAGGCAUAUCUCUAGUUGACACUAAUUACAAACUCAAGUGAUGUAGCUGAGGAUGAGGAACUGUCAGAGCCAGAAUUCACACGCCCUGAUGGUGGUGCUGCCAUUGAGCCCACCACGCCCACUCUGAAUUUAAAUCCGAAUACAGAUAUGGAUAUAUGGAGCACUAAAAAAGAUAUAGAUAGUGGCAUUGCAUAACUCUCUCCAAUUACUGUCCAUCAUAAGGCCACUCACACCAGUCUAACAUCCAGUACCAUUUCAGUUCAGUCUCAGCGUCAUUGCUUAACAUUGAUAAAAUUGUGCAUACCUUAAUAUUUACAUUUAUUUGGAAGAUGCUUUUUGCUUAUCCUAAGCAACUUACAAUUGAGCUGCUCAAAUGAAGACUAAGGUUGUUGCUCAAGGGUCCAACAGUGACAGUUUGGCAGUGUUGGGAUUUGAGCUCACAACCUUCUGACUGGUAACCCGAAGCCUUGACUGCAGAGCAACAGAUGGCCUAGCAUCAGUAAUUUUAUAUAUGUAAGUGUAACCUCCAUCCAUCCAUUUUCUGUACCGCUUAUCCUACACAGGGUCGCAGGGAGCCCGGAGCCUAUCCCAGGGGCACUCGGGGCACAAGGCAAGGGACACCCUGGACAGGGUGCCAACCCAUCACAGGGCACAAUCACACACUACGGACAGUUUGGAAAUGCCAAUCAGCCAAGACAAUGCAUGUCUUUGGAACGGACAAUUUGGAAAUGCCAACAGUGCAUGUCUUUGGACUGGGGGAGGAAACCCCAGUGCACUGGGAGCACAUAGGGUGGAGGUGGGAAUCAAACCCCCAACCCUGGAGGUGGGGGGCAACAGUGCUAACCACAAAGCCACCGUGUAACCUAAAAAAUAGUCAGUGUAACCUAAAAAAAAAUAAAAAAUCCCAAAGUUGCCACUUAAUGUAUAGUAAUAUUUAGUAUUUCCUGCAACGCGGUUCGCAUCAGUAAUGUCCACGCGGGCCACUGUACAAUGCGUGACGUCACGGAGGAUAACAAGGUUUCCUUUUCACACCGUUGCAUCCAGGCAUGUGUGUUAGCUAAUUAGUCCGCGUAAAUUCAACCGCAUUUCUGGUUCUGUGAGCUUUAUCUGUAAAAGCCCACGCAGAAUCGACGCUGUUGUUCAGGAAGCGUGCGUAGCUUAGCCUAGCAGCACAGCACAGUUAGCAUGAGCACUGAGUUAGCUGGGAAAGCUAGUUAUGCUAGGAGCUGAUGAAACACGCAAGGUGUCAAAGCGAAAGAUCUCAGCAGAGGAUGCAGUGAUCAACAGUGUGAGAUCCAGUCCAUCAGAUCAGAUCAGUAAGAGCAGUCACUGAGUAAUACGAGGAGUGUGUGUGUGGUGUGUGUGUGUGUGGUGCAUCCUGCCUCGUGUUGGCGGUUGGGAUUGAGUCUUGCUGGGUUGGUGGAGGUGUAUGGGACGCAGCAGGAUGUCGGAUUCUCUCCUCCUGACGUUUCAGAGCCAGCUCUCCGGGUUGAUGGAGACCAUCCUGAGAUCAGCUAUAUGUGAGAUCACCAGGCUGGUGGAGGGAAGCUUCUUAGAGGAGAUCGGUCGCGGGAAACAAGAGGCAGAAGUUUUGAGACGAAGAUUACAAAUCCUGGAAACUAAACUGGGCGAGAGAGAAAGAGUUAAGAGAGUAAGGUGUACAGACUGCGGCAGAACUGGACUCUCGAAGAAGGACACGGGUGGGAGAGAGCCCAGGAGGCAAAGUGAAGGUGCGGAGUUGAUUUGUGUUACAAAGCAGGAGGGUGUGUCUGAAGCAGGCAGGAGAAUCUGUGAGAAGGGAAGCGUAACACCAGGUCAAGAAGCAACGUCGACCAUCCCUGACCCUGAGCUUAAGACUCAAGUGGAUGGAGUGAAAGUUGGCGGGGCGGUGAAAGAGGAGGUCGCAGAGGCCUCAGGCUUGCAGAGCUACUCAACAGCACACUGUCACACCACAGCAGAUCACAGAGUAUCCCAGAGUCACAAUGCAGGGGAAACAUCAGGCAUCCACACAUCUCAGCCUGAGCACUGGAUCCCGCAGAGAGACAAGUUACCCAGCACCAGUGCUGGGAAUCAAGAUUCAGUGAAACAGAGAGCACAAUCAAAAAAGCCAGACUCAAAACCAGAGCACCUAGUGCAUACAUCUCAUUCGCAGUCCGAGCUUACGGGGCCUGCGCCAUCUUCAGUGUCCCCCACUGUGAACCAGCAGGCAGGCACUCCAGAAUCAGUGGCCAUUAAACAGGAAGUCGUAGUGGUGCUUCCUCCGGAAUGGGAAGAGUUGGACAGGACGAGGGCAGGGACCACGUCCACAGCAAGCAGGGUAAGUCAGGUACGGGAAGAGCUCCAGCACAGAGAUCCUCUCCCCACAGGAACCUCUGAGGAAAGGCGUGUGGUCUAUCCAGGACCUUGUGGUAAGGAAAGCCUGUCGUCUCAGGUCACGCAGCAACUCAGGAUGCUGGUUAAAAAACAGACCAAACCCACUCAACAUGCCAAUGUGUUGGCAUCAAGUUCUACCACUGUGAACGUGUCUAGGGGACAUUCGCUCCACAAGAGUCCUCCUCUGCCAAAACCCUCUCAGGCACUUCCACAACUCCAGCGCACUUACACAGACGAGAGAGCCUUCAGUGCCUUGCAGUCUGGAAGAAAUGUGCCACAGGCGGUCGGCAUUAGGACUCAUGGCCACGUUGGGCACCAUGUGGUGCGGACACCGCACAUCUGCUCACAGUGUGGUAAGGGCUUCUCGCAUCUCUGCCACUUGAGAGCUCACCAACAGAUCCACACAGGAGAGAGGCAGUUCUGCUGCGGACUGUGUGGCCGCAGCUUCACCAAACUCAGCAACCUGAAGGCACAUCGCAGGGUCCACACGGGAGAAAGACCCUACAUCUGCAUGGACUGUGGAAAACGGUUCACACAGAAAUGUAACUUAAAAAGACACCAGAGGAUUCACUCCGCUCACCUAUGACAACUGGGUUAGAGAAUAUCAUCAGCCUGACUGCUAGCUAAAGCGUAAAGAGGUUUUGUGUUUACAAUGUGUAACUAUUCUAUUGUGCAGCUGUCUCUUGUUUUGUAUAUGGGUGUGUGGAUAACUUCUCCAUCUCUUUUCCAGAUACAGUAUGUAAGCAAUAUUGUGCUCAAGACCAUGCAUAGUGUAGUCUUUUUCCGUAGUCAUAUAAUGUCAUGAAGUGGCACCACUAUGAAUUAUGAAUAAAGGACCUCUUUUCAUAGUUUA